CCACAAUACUGAUUGCUGGGAGGAGUACCAAAAGGGAUCUAGCCAGUAGAAACAUAUGGACCAUUAAAUCUUCUAAAAAUGAAGUGGUUCACACCUUACUACUGGAAUCUGCAACGUUGCAAGGAAGAGAGAAGACUUCAAGUUUGGACUGCCUUGGAGAUCAUACUCAGAGCAGCUUCAAAGAGCAGUUUGGUUUAUCUGACCUGAAGAAGAAGCAUAUGUGCAACAAACCAAGAGGAUAUGGGCUUUCAGUGCACCUGGAAAAAUGACCAGGUUCUGUGGCAGACCAAUAGAUGGUUUUUUGAAGCUGGUUGUAAGAGAGAAAGACAUUUAAUCCCACUCAGACCUUUGUUUGAACACCCUCCAGUUUUCUGCUGUUACCUGACAUCAGAAGAGAGGGCAAGGUUAAUGAACUGCAUUCCAGAUACCUGCCUAGCCCAGAAAAUGUGUUUGAUGUGGAAAACUAUCAUGGAGCAAUCUGGAGCUAUCAAUUUUGACUCAAAGGCUGUCUCAACAUCAUGGAAAAAUGAAUUUUUUGUGAGGGUGUUGGGGCCACUUGUUGCAUCUGAAUUGCAUGCUGUUAUUUCUCUAAGCACCGACUUGGACUAUCUGCUUCAUGCACACUCACGGCACCAUGGCCAAUCCUCAGGAGCACCUGAGCUGGUCUUCCUCUCCAAGCAUGAUCAACAAACCUUUCAGUGAAGACAAAGACUUUGGUGGGACACAUGGUGAACAUGUGCCUGCUGGAAACCAUUCUUCACCUGAGAUCCUAGAUGAUGUGCGAGAAAAGGGCUUGCUUCCAGCAGAUAUAAUAGAAAAUAUGAGCAGUCCUGUCACGGCAGCAGUGUUGACCAGCAUCAGUGAAGACUCCAAGGACCAAUUUGAGAACAGCGUGCUGCAGCUGAGAGAACAGGAUGAAUCUGAAACCACUGUUCCUCAGGGCAACAGUAAUAAUAUGGAUGGAGAAAGCAACGGUGGGAUGGAUGACAUCAAAGUCCAGUUCAACAGAUCAGGCAGUGGGAGUGGUGGGUUUCUUGAGGGACUUUUUGGGUGUUUGAGACCUGUGUGGAACAUCAUAGGGAAAGCGUACUCCACUGACUACAAACUACAGCAGCAAGAUACGUGGGAAGUCCCGUUUGAGGAGAUCUCGGAGUUGCAGUGGUUGGGCAGCGGAGCACAGGGAGCCGUCUUUUUGGGCAAAUUCCGGGCAGAGGAGGUGGCUAUCAAGAAGGUGAGAGACCAGAAUGAGACUGACAUCAAGCACUUGCGGAAGCUGAAGCACCCUAACAUCAUCGCCUUCAAGGGAGUUUGCACUCAAGCCCCAUGUUACUGCAUCAUCAUGGAGUACUGUGCACAUGGGCAACUAUAUGAAGUGCUGCGAGCGGGUCGGAAAGUCACGCCUCGGCUGCUGGUGGACUGGUCCACAGGGAUUGCCAGUGGAAUGAAUUAUUUACACCUCCAUAAAAUCAUCCACCGAGACCUCAAGUCACCAAAUGUAUUAGUCACUCACACAGAUGCAGUAAAAAUUUCAGAUUUUGGCACAUCUAAAGAACUCUGUGAUAAAAGUACAAAAAUGUCCUUUGCGGGAACCGUGGCUUGGAUGGCCCCAGAGGUGAUACGCAAUGAGCCUGUCUCUGAAAAAGUGGAUAUCUGGUCGUUUGGCGUGGUUUUGUGGGAGCUGCUUACAGGAGAGAUUCCCUACAAGGAUGUGGACUCCUCAGCCAUCAUCUGGGGUGUGGGCAGUAACAGCCUGCACCUUCCUGUCCCUUCCACCUGUCCAGAUGGGUUCAAAAUCCUCAUGAAGCAGACAUGGCAAAGCAAGCCCCGGAACCGCCCUUCCUUCCGACAGACACUGAUGCACCUGGACAUUGCCUCUGCUGAUGUGCUGGGCACCCCUCAGGAGACCUACUUCAAAUCCCAGGCUGAAUGGAGAGAAGAAGUAAAGAAACACUUUGAGAAAAUUAAAAGUGAAGGAACUUGCAUACACCGGCUAGAUGAAGAGUUGAUUCGGCGCCGAAGAGAAGAGCUUAGACAUGCAUUAGAUAUCCGUGAACACUAUGAAAGAAAGCUAGAGCGAGCCAAUAAUUUGUACAUGGAACUCAGUGCCAUCAUGCUACAACUGGAGGUCCGUGAGAAGGAGCUCAUCAAGCGGGAACAAGCUGUGGAAAAGAAAUAUCCUGGCACUUACAAGCGCCACCCAGUCAGACCAAUAAUCCACCCCAAUACAGUGGAAAAGCUGAUGAAGAGAAAAGGGGUUUCCCAUAAGCCAGGGGGUCAGACCAAGAGGCCAGACCUGCUGAAGUCAGAGGGCAUCCCCAGUGUGGAGGCAGCACCCAACAGCUCGCCUGUCUCAGGAAGUCCCAAAAUGGCAACCCUCGGUGGCAAAGGCCGGUAUCGCAGCAAGCCACGUCACCGCCGGGGGAACAGCAAAGGCAGCUAUAACGAUUUUGCAGGGAUCUUGAAAAACCAGCCAGGGCCAGACGACGCACCCCACCCACCUCCUCACCAGAGCCAUCCUCCUCCUCCUCCUCCUCCUCACAGCCUACAGCACCAGCAACAGCACCAUGGCCACCCCCAUCCCCAGGGCCACCAUGCGCGGCUCAACACCCAUGGACAGGACAUUGCAAACUGUGCAAACAACCUGAGGUACUUUGGCCCAGCAGCAGCUCUGCGGAGCCCCCUCAGCAACCAUGCCCAAAGACGGAUGUCGGGCUCCAGCCCCGAUCUCAUCUCAACCGCUAUGGAAGCAGACUGCCGGAGGCACUUAGAGAAUGGGGAGAACAAGGCUGGUCACUGGGAGUGCUGUACAACAGAUCCAUACAGCGCCUGUCCACAGUGCCGGCAAGGGAACAGCGGUCAGGAACAGGUGCCAUCCAUGGGGCAAGGGACGAGCUGGCCUGAAUCCACCACAUGUGGGUCCUUUUACGGAAAUGCCCACUUCUUUGAGAAGACGGAGGUGGAAGGAUUCAGCAAAUGCAAGUCUGCAUCCUCUCUAGGCACUCCCCAACAGGUGACCCCAUCUGGGCUGCCUUGCAAAACAAGACCCCUUCAAAAGAGUGGCGAGGAGUCUUCAGAAGAGGAAGAAGGAGAAGUGGACAGUGAAGUGGAGUUCCCUCGGAGGCAGAGGCCUCACCGCUGCAUUAGUAGCUGCCAGUCCUACUCCACCUUCAGCUCUGAGAACUUCUCUGUGUCUGAUGGAGAGGAGGGAAACACAAGCGACCACUCGAACAGCCCAGAUGAGCUGGCCACCAGGCUGGAGGAUCAGCUAGCUGAGAAGCUGGAGGAUAUGUUAUCCCAGACCCCAGAGAUCCCCAUUGACAUCUCUACCCAGUCUGAUGGGCUCUCAGACAAGGAAUGCGCUGUGCGGAGGGUGAAGACACAGAUGUCACUGGGCAAGCUCUGUGCAGGGGAACACAGCUAUGAGAACCCAGCACAGUUUGGAGAAUCGGAUUGUGACUCUUCUGAUGGGGAGUGUUCUGAUGCAACUGUCAGGACCAAUAAGCCCUGCAGCUCUGCUACUUGGUAAUGAUGAAUUGUUCCCCAGCCCCUCCUGGUAUUGGCAGGACUUCACGUCAUCCCCCCCUUAAUCAUACUUUACAGGAAGAGAAGAUGCUUCUCCUUUCCACCCCAGAAAUGAUCUGCAAUAACUUGAAUCUCUGGAAAAUGUCCAAAUGAAAUUAGUUCUCACCAAGCAUUUCAAUCAAGAAUGGCAGGGAUGUAUUUUAUUGAAUAAUCUAGCUACUGUAACAUUGAUAUUUAUUUUUUUGACAUUUUAACACUUUUUACUGUAAAGAGUGGACUGUAUCUAUAUAAAGACAGAACAGUUGUUGCAAAAAAAAGUUCAGAAAGCAAGCACAUCAGAGAGAAACCUCCUUGGAAGUCUUACCUAGACAGCACGCAUUGGCACAAUAGAACUCUAUUGCUGCUUUCACGGGACCAGGCCUUAGGGCCCUACAGAUUUGAUAGAUAAAGAGAAACGAAUCAAUCAGUCUAAUCAACUGGAGACACGAAGAGAGACCUUGCUGCAAGGUAACCUAUGAACAAACAGCAUUCAGUAUAACCAGCUGGGUCACUUUUAAUCAGAAGGUGGACGUGUUCCUGGAGAAAUUUGGUACCACGGUGCUUAUAUUCAUCCAGGGUCUUCUGAGUCAGUACAUUCCCCCUGGGAUGCAAGUGUGGGGGUUAAUUUAUGGGGGGUUUUGUUGUUGUUUGUUUUUUAAUCAGUGUUUUGUUGUGAGAUCCUGCAGACCUACUCCAACCUCAGCCUCCCUUGAGACUUGGGUGUAACAGCACUUCUUAACCCUGUUGUCCUCUUUCCUCUGGCAGCACUGAUUUCCAGGGGAGCAGAGAAAGCUCUCUCAGACCCUGAGUGCCCGUGUUUCAGUUUACUUCUCUUUGCCUCCAGGCUUCCUGGCUCACUUUUUUCAAUUUAAGAAAUUCAUCAGAUCAGUGUUGAAAAAAACAAGAACUUGCAAACCAAGGAAGGCGCAUUCUGCAUUAGUCCGGGGAGGAAACCAGGGGAACCCUCCAAGGCAACCUCCUACUGACUGCAACACCAUGUGCCCAGCCAACACCAAGGGAGGGAGCUGUGUAUGCAUGGCUGAGCCAGGGAGGGAGCUGUGUAAAACAGAAAGCAAGACCUGGAAUCAGUUCAUUGUCAGAGGAUGGGGGGUUUGUCUUGGUCUUGAGGGAGUGCUAUGGGGUGGGGCAGGCAAAGCAUCUCAAUCACCUGUCCAGCUUCCAGUCUGGAGGAGGAACUGUCCCAUAGUGGCUGGAAGACUGAGGCAUUGGCAGACCAGAACCCCGUAUGUUCCUAAGGAACUCCUUGUGCCUUCCCUUUGCAAACAGACCGCUUUUUAACCGAUGUUGCAACAGAACAAAGAUGCAAGGCCUGUUUCCCCCGCCUUUAGUAACAUCUCUCCUAGAAGACCUCCGCUCCACCUUCAGAACCCCCCGGCAAGGGACCUCCCCUUCCAGGCUAGGAUGGCGAGAGCAGCCAGCAUCCUACCCCCACGGUUUCCUGUUGUGCAGUGCGCGAGCCUGAGGUGACCAGCCGGAGCUGACUGUAGGCAGGUUCUUCUGUUGCUGUUUACAUUUUCUGUUGAGCUGUUGAUUUGAGCUCUGCUUUGAUUAAUUUAUAGCCUAGUGGCAAAAUGAAGGCACCGUUUGUCUGUCGACAGAGAGCAGUAUUCUAUGCGUGAAAAUGAUCCCGUAUUUUUUAAAUUUUUGUAGCUGGACUACACACAGAUCUUAAGUUAUGACUUUAUUUUGUUAUUUAUUAUUGUUUCUGUAGAUCAGAAGAUUGGCUUUACUACUAGCACAGCUGUUUUCUCUCCGUGUGACGGAGCCACACAAGAGUGAGAGCAGAGCUGGUUCUGGGGGCUGUCAGUAGUCACCUUAUGCUGUGACCUCCAACAGCGGCUCCCAGAGCACAGUCAUUCUGGGGGCUGAGCACCAGUCAGGAAGCGCCCAACUUCACGGGCCUUAAAAGACAUUUCCUGUUGUCAACACUAAAUUUCCUUGCUCAUGAGUGACCAGUGGAAGGGGCAGGGAGGAGGGAGUUAACAAGAAGCCAGUUAACAGGCAGAGGAGCCCAGAGUCCUAAAGGGAGUGGCUUCCCAGGGGCCAGGAGCGAGCAGGGUACUCAGUGCCAAGAGCAGACAGAGCCAGGCAUGGCUUUGCAGUUGAGGUCCCCAGGGCCAAGCAGCCACGGAAAAGAGAAGCAAGAGCCACAAGUCAUCCCUUGAAGUCUGAAGACAGUAAGUUGGAGUGACCUCUCCCCACCCCCAAGAAGAGAGGUAGCGAGUCUGGUGGGCCAGGGAGAGAGAGCACUUGUCCAUGACAAGGCACAUGAUAGGAGUUCUUGGACUCAACAGUAGUGCCCACCAAGAUAUGCGGAGAAGCACAUGAGUUGAGCUAGCCCUCCCUGCUUUCCCCUGGACACCAAGCCAGACUUCUUGUCUUUCCCUUCCGCUGCCAUGGUUCACUUCAGUGGCCUGGAGGCAGAGCCAAAUUCUCACAAGUCUUCCCCUCUCCCUCCUUGCAGCAGUCUGCUCCCUCUUCAUAGCCAGAGGCAUUACCCUGGUACCUGCCUAGUAUCCCUUCAGGACUCCUGUGAGCAGGAUGUACAGAGCACUGCUUGUGACAGCCCAGGAAACUCCUCUAACCUGCUCGGAGCAUGUGUAGGACUGCAGCAGCUCAGGUGAGGUGAGGGCUGAUGUGGGCAGCCCUGCUGUGCACCUAGGACUGUUACCAUCCUAACAGGCUCUGUGUGAGCAGGGCUGGAACCAGACCUUCAACCUGUGGCACAUGCACUUUCUCCCAGCCAGGCUAAUCUAGUAUCCUCUGCACAUGAUGAGCUACAAGAGGCAGGCUUCACUGCACUGAAGUCCCUGGCCCCAUCCCACGUGCCGUUUCUUUUGGCAGGGGCUCUUCCAAACAUUCCAGGCUGCUCCAGAAACCCAGCCCAAGAAAUGGUCUUCCUCUCACCUGGGCUUAUGCCAAGCCAUGAGCAGUUGUGGAUGGGAAUGAGUUUAAGGGCCCUGCCACACAUUCAAAUUCAAGCUAGAUAGAAACCAGCUAUAGAGUUGUUAUGUGUUUUCAGGUACUAACUUUGUAGCUGGACAGCCAUUUUUAAGGUAUGAUAAUGACUUGGCAUAUGUGGAUGGUCUAAAUUUAUUGUGUGAUUCACUAGUUAAUUGUGUAAUGUGUAACAUGUAGCAGGGGCCUGAGAUUCAUGAUAUUAUUGGGUGGAUUUCAGGAGCUACAUCCUCUUGCAGUGGGGAUUGCCUUGGCUCUCCAACAGUGCUUGCUUGUACCCCAGCACAUCGGGUGAGCACAAGCAAGCUGUUAGCUAGUUUUAAAGAUUUACAUCCUGCAUGAUUGAUAGCUUUCUCUUGCUCCAGGCCCUAUGCACUUGGACUUACUAGUAGCUAAAUCAGCCUGAACAACAGCCCCUGCCCAUUAGAGGAAGAGAAGACUGAGAAACAGCUGGUUGGGUGCAGCAGGCGAGGUGUGCUCACUAGCAGAGCCAGGCUGCCUUCAGCUGUGCCAUGCAGGCGUAGCAGUGCUGGCAUGACAGAUCAUAUUCCCUCGUCACUGUUGAUUGCAUGGUGCCUCUGUUGGUGUCCGGCGUCAUGGUGCUGCUUCCAUGCUGUUGGGAUUCUUUCCUGGUGAGCGGCACAAGGGCAUGCAGCUGUAUGGUACAAGUCAUAGUGCUGCAGCCAUUCCUGCUGCUUGGGAAAGCCAGAUCCUGCAGUUGGGCACUCUGGCCUCAGAAGCAAAAUGAAUCCAGCGCCUGUAGUGGUGCAGAAGCCAUGCUAGGGAGGGACAGACCAAGCUCUUGUCUGUGUUGACCUCAUGGCAAUAGGUGUAUGCAGAGUGCAAGGGAAGAGUGUCCUCUUGCAAAGAGCAGACUUAACUGAGAGGCUACAGCCCUCCCAGAGGAAAUCCUUGCCAUUUCAUAGAUGACAAAUAGGGGCUGAGUUCUGCUGCCAGGGCCAGGGAAGUGUUUGCAAACUCAUGGGCUUCAAACUGAGGUAUGCAGGGGUGUCUGAAAGCUGAUAUCAGCAUGGCCUGUCACAAGAGCAGUGUUUGGGUGAGGGCACUGCCAAAACCUGGCAGUCUCUGAGCUGAAUGGGGCUGAUCUGGUAGGCACAGGCCCCUGAAGAGCAUUCAGGAAGGCAGCAGCAGGCUGGUCACUGUCCCACACACGAUUUAUUUUUUCUCUUCCUACUACAUAAAACCUCAUUCCCUGGGGAAAAGGCAAGUGGCAGAAAUCCCUGCCUGCGUCCCAAGCUGCCCUGAUCUGACCUGACUCGCAUGGCUGCUGACAGCUCCUCAACACCAGCCUGGCUUCACUCUCAGAGGAUGAAUGUUGUUCUCCUCACCGUCAGUGUUAAAAGUGACCAUUUCAUCUCAGUAGCUCUCAUUUCUCUCUCUCUCUCCUCCCUGCUCUGUGGCUUCCUGAAACAAACUUGAUUUUUUUGUAUUGAACCGUGUACAGUGAUGGGAACAAGAAUGACUAUCAAAGCAAACAAUGCAUGGAAUAAAAAGCCAGUGUACUUCCACUG
Molecule: messenger RNA, 8072 nt
Organism: Gavialis gangeticus (Gharial)
Lineage: Eukaryota; Metazoa; Chordata; Crocodylia; Gavialidae
Gene: MAP3K13
Product: mitogen-activated protein kinase kinase kinase 13
Exons: 18
Coding region: 617-3526 (969 amino acids)
Biological process (GO): JNK cascade; protein autophosphorylation
Molecular function (GO): ATP binding; JUN kinase kinase kinase activity
Source: RefSeq, a predicted model, not a curated record